AUUAGGUCAGUUCACAUUUUCUUUUGUUUGUUAUUAUCAAUAUUGUUAUUACCAUCCUCGGUUCAUUUCAUUUUCCCAAAUUUCUCUCUCAGAUCUGAUUUCCUUCGCAGUUGACAAGAACAAACCCUAAAAGUCGAACCAAAAUGUUUAGAUUCGAACAAGAAAAGAUCAGGAAACGAAUUUGAUUUCCGUUUCCUUUUUCCAGGAAAUUAAAAAAAUCAUACAGUAGAAGUAAGCUCUAAAUUGAUAUGGCCGACGCUCUUUCCGUGAUUCCAGCCUCUGUUCUCCGUAAUCUAUCCGAUAAGCUUUACGAGAAACGAAAAAAUGCAGCUCUUGAGGUUGAAGGAAUAGUGAAGCAGUUAGCGGCUGCUGGAGAUCAUGAUAAGAUAUCUGCGGUGAUUAAUUUGUUGACUACGGAGUUUACUUACUCUCCUCAAGCUAAUCACCGUAAGGGUGGAUUAAUAGGAUUAGCUGCUGCAACUGUAGGGUUGACUACAGAAGCAGCUCAACAUCUUGAGCAAAUUGUGCCACCUGUGCUCAAUUCUUUUUCUGACCAAGAUAGCAGAGUUCGUUAUUAUGCUUGUGAAGCUCUAUAUAACAUUGCGAAGGUGGUGAGAGGAGAUUUUAUUGUAUUCUUUAACCAAAUUUUUGAUGCACUAUGUAAGCUUUCAGCAGACUCAGAUGCCAAUGUACAAAGUGCGGCUCAUCUCUUGGAUCGUCUUGUAAAGGACAUUGUUACUGAAAGUGACCAAUUCAGCAUUGAAGAAUUUAUACCAUUGUUGAGAGAACGUAUGAAUGUCUUAAAUCCAUACGUCCGCCAGUUUUUGGUUGGAUGGAUCACUGUGUUGGAUAGUGUUCCAGAUAUAGACAUGCUGGGUUUUCUUCCUGAUUUUCUCGAUGGUUUGUUUAAUAUGUUGAGUGAUUCUAGUCAUGAAAUAAGACAGCAAGCCGAUUCUGCUCUUUCAGAGUUUCUCCAAGAGAUCAAAAACUCCCCAUCUGUAGAUUAUGGUCGAAUGGCUGAGAUACUGGUGCAAAGGGCAGCUUCUCCAGAUGAAUUUACUCGUCUAACAGCUAUCACAUGGAUAAAUGAGUUUGUAAAACUUGGCGGGGACCAACUUGUUCCUUACUAUGCUGAUAUCCUAGGAGCCAUUCUUCCUUGUAUAUCGGACAAAGAAGAGAAAAUUAGAGUGGUUGCUCGUGAAACCAAUGAAGAGCUUCGGGCAAUCAAGGCUGAUCCUGCUGAAGGAUUUGUCGUUGGACCAAUACUUUCCAUUGCAAGGAGGCAAUUAUCUAGUGAAUGGGAGGCUACUCGUAUUGAAGCAUUGCAUUGGAUAUCAAACCUUUUAAACAGGCAUCGUAGUGAGGUCUUGUGUUUUCUGAACGACAUAUUUGAUACCCUUCUGAAAGCACUUUCAGAUCCUUCGGAUGAGGUGGUACUCCUUGUUCUUGAGAUUCAUGCAUGUAUAGCAAAAGAUCCUCUACAUUUCCGCCAACUUGUUGUUUUCUUGGUGCAUAAUUUCCGUAUCGAUAUUUCUCUUCUGGAGAAGCGUGGGGCUCUGAUAAUCCGAAGACUCUGUGUGCUUUUAGAUGCUGAAAGGGUAUAUCGGGAACUCUCCACAAUACUAGAGGGUGAAGCUGACCUGGAUUUUGCAUCUAUUAUGGUUCAGGCGUUGAAUUUAAUCUUACUUACAUCUUCUGAAUUAGCCGAGCUCCGAAAUCUUUUAAAACAAUCACUUGUGAAUCCUGCUGGGAAAGACUUAUUUGUUUCCUUGUAUGCUUCAUGGUGCCAUUCACCCAUGGCAAUUAUAAGCCUUUGCCUAUUAGCGCAGACAUACCAGCAUGCAAGUGUGGUGAUUCAAUCACUGGUGGAGGAAGAUAUCAAUGUCAAAUUCUUGGUCCAGUUGGAUAAAUUAAUUCGCUUGCUGGAAACUCCAAUCUUUGCUUACCUUAGAUUGCAGCUUCUUGAACCAGGAAGAUAUACUUGGUUAUUAAAAGCCUUGAAUGGUCUCCUCAUGUUACUGCCCCAGAAAAGUGCUGCUUUUAAGAUAUUGCGGACUCGUUUAAAAACUGUUCCUUCAUAUUCCUUCAAUGGAGACCAAAUUAAGCGAACACCUUCAGGAAAUCCUUACUCUCAAAUUCUACAUCACAUUCCAAGUGGAUCACAAACCUCCGAGGAUGGUGAUGUAAAUCAGGACACUGGGAAUUCUAGUUUUCAUAAUGGAAUUAAUUUUUCUUCAAGGCUGCAACAGUUUGAGCAAAUGCAGCAGCAGCAUCGCAUGCAUGCAAAGGCACAGGCGCAGUCGCGGAACAAUUGUACUUUUUCAUCAAAGGAAGUACCAAGACCAGAAGAACCCCGGGGACCAUCAUCUGCAUCGGACAUCAAUAGGCCUCCUUCAAGAUCAUCUAGGAGAGGCCCGGGGCAGCUACAACUUUGAACAUGUUGAUGUUUCCUGUAUUUGUUUUGGAGGCAAUUGUACACUCAUCUCAGCAUACAAAGGGAAUGGAUGAGAUCUGGUAUAACUUGUAAAGGUGUAUAUCUUAGUUUGUUCUGUUAAAUUUGUGAAGGUUGGGAAUAGUAAAAAAUGGGUUUUGAACUGAGAUAGGCUUGGGCUUUCCUGAGCUAUUCUUUUUUCUUUUGUAAACAAGCGUACGCCCAUGUGGUUCUGUUAUUUUUUAUUGAAAACCAUAUGGGCAAGAGCCAAGAGCAAAAAAAUAUUUUAGAAAAAUAUGGAGUUUGUUUUUGUCUUGUCCAGUGUCCACGGCUGUUACGGUGACCUUAUAAAAUAAGGAAUCAGCUAAUUCAUGUACACAUCAUUUUUAGCCAAAUUUAUGACUAUGGUGUUGAUUAA
This is a messenger RNA of Ricinus communis (castor bean), 2849 nucleotides long. RefSeq names its product protein VAC14 homolog. Bases 249 to 2435 code for a protein of 728 amino acids. The transcript is spliced from 20 exons. Gene Ontology annotation, cellular component: endosome membrane; PAS complex. Gene Ontology annotation, biological process: phosphatidylinositol biosynthetic process; positive regulation of kinase activity. The record is from RefSeq and is a predicted model, not a curated record. Lineage: Eukaryota; Viridiplantae; Streptophyta; Magnoliopsida; Malpighiales; Euphorbiaceae.